GUGUAUCAUCCCACCCAGUCAAAAAUUCAAAAUGGAUGGACAACCACACAACUCCAGCAAGGCUCUGUAUUUAAUCACAAAGCAUAUUUAAUACACCAUUUUAAAAAAAAUUUGAAGCUGCCAAAUUGAUCAGAGCAAAAAUGGCUGCAGCAGACAUUUCUUUAUCUCGACCUCUUCUUCAGAGAAAGGAGAUUUCCUCGUCUUCUUUCCUGCCUCAAAAAUCAGUCAAAUUUAACUUCAAAAGAUCAAAUGCGAAGAAAGAUUUUCGCCUUCCUAAAAUUUCGUGUUCAGUCUCUCCCAGUCAAACUGAGACGCCAACUGCUGCGCCUGAUAUCACCCUUACUCCGGAAGGAAACAAGAAAGAGUGCUUUGGCGUAUUCUGUCUCACCUAUGACUUAAAAGAGGAAGAAAAACCAAAGUCAUGGAGGAAGUUGAUAAAAGUUGCAGUAUCAGGAGCGGCAGGAAUGAUAUCAAAUCAUCUUCUAUUCAAAAUUGCCUCCGGUGAAGUUUUUGGACAAGAUCAACCAGUUGCAUUGAACCUAUUGGGAUCUGAGAGGUCAUUCUCAGCUCUUGAAGGUGUUGCAAUGGAGCUCGAAGACUCUUUAUAUCCUUUGCUGAGAGAGGUUAGCAUAGGUGUGGAUCCUUAUGAUGUUUUUCGUGAUGCUGAUUGGGCUCUUCUCAUUGGAGCAAAACCCCGUGGUCCUGGAAUGGAACGAGCAAACUUGCUUGACAUAAAUGGAAAAAUUUUUGCAGAGCAGGGAAAGGCUCUUAAUGCUGUUGCAAGCCAGAAUGUAAAGGUCAUUGUUGUUGGCAAUCCAUGCAACACAAAUGCCCUGAUUUGUCUUAAGAAUGCUCCCAAUAUUCCCCCUAAGAAUUUUCAUGCACUGACAAGACUCGAUGAAAAUAGAGCCAAAUGUCAGCUUGCACUCAAAGCUGGAGUUUUCUAUGAUAAUGUAUCAAACAUGACAAUCUGGGGAAAUCAUUCGACAACUCAGGUUCCAGAUUUUGUCAAUGCAAAAAUCCAUGGAAUACCUGUCCCAAAAAUUAUCACCGAUACCAAAUGGUUGGAAGAAGAAUUCACUGAAAAAGUUCAGAAGCGUGGAGGUGUCUUGAUAAAGAAGUGGGGAAGAUCUUCAGCUGCAUCCACAGCUGUGUCAAUUGUAGAUGCUGUAAAAUCACUCGUCAUCCCUACUCCUCCAGGGGACUGGUUUUCUUCAGGGGUGUACACCACUGGGAAUCCUUAUGGAAUUGCAGAAGACCUUAUCUUUAGCAUGCCAUGCAGAUCAAAGGGAGAUGGAGAUUAUGAGUUGGCAACCGACGUUCUCAUUAAUGAUUUCCUCCGUGAAAGAAUAAAGAAGAGUGAGGAUGAGCUUCUGGCUGAGAAGAGGUGUGUUGCUCAUCUGAUUGGAGAGGGAAAUGGUUAUUGUGAGUUGCCUGGCGACACCACUCUUCCAGGAGAGCAAUAGGCAUUGAAUGGCUUCUCGUAGACAACAUUUGUUUCUCACUAGGCAGAUGAGUGGAUUAUUUUAAUAGUACUUCUAUAGACAAUAUGAUUCUUAUCUUAUUAGAUAUGAGCUGGCAUUGGAAAUAACAUUUUUGGAAAUUGAAAUUGAAAGUGGCACCGGAUGACCAUAUUAAUUAUUGAGCACAUUGAAAUUUGGGAGCAAUACAGUGUACACAAUAGAAUAAUUAUCAGGCAGAAGUAGAACUUUUAUGUCACGGUAUACCAAUAUUUCUGCUUUGACAUGGAGCUAUAAUGGAUGAUUGAGCUAUAAAAUGCAUGUGAAGCUAUAUAAAGUCAAUAAACAUGUACCAAGUGAGCAUAUGAAUACAAUUUAUUAGAACUAUUUUUUUUCAA
Molecule: messenger RNA, 1858 nt
Organism: Cryptomeria japonica (Japanese cedar)
Lineage: Eukaryota; Viridiplantae; Streptophyta; Pinopsida; Cupressales; Cupressaceae
Product: malate dehydrogenase [NADP], chloroplastic
Exons: 14
Coding region: 141-1466 (441 amino acids)
Biological process (GO): oxaloacetate metabolic process; tricarboxylic acid cycle; malate metabolic process
Molecular function (GO): L-malate dehydrogenase (NADP+) activity; L-malate dehydrogenase (NAD+) activity
Source: RefSeq, a predicted model, not a curated record